AUUUGAACCAAUAGAAGGUCGUUCAAGGCCAUAACGGAGAGCGCGGUAGAGUUCAAAUACCAGCAUCUCAGUACCAAAAAUUUUACGAGCUGACUGAUGGCUCGAAAACGAACAAAGUGGGAACUAGUUCAUCAAUUUGUUCAUGAAGUCGUUGACUUCAGCUCUCAGUAUGGAUCAGAAAGUGGAACUGGAUUUACAGCGGCAAAUAUUGUUGGUCCGUGUCAAGUGUAUCCAAAUUAUUGUGAUUCCAACGCAACAGCAGCUUUUCGAACUUACGGUAAAUGGUGGCGUAAUAGUCCAAGUAGUUUAAAACCGAUCAAUUUAACGCCUGAUGAUAAUGAUAAUUAUACUAGUGAAGAUUAUGUUGAUUUAUACUUUGAUGUACCAGUAAUACCAGUGUGUUUACAAAUUUAUGAAACUUAUAAUCCAGGUGCUAUUGUACGCAUUUCAGCUUGCUAUAGACGUCAACCAGAAAAUAGUCCAGUUAAUAUGCGUAAACUUCAAUGGACUACUUUAUGGAAAUUAAAUUAUUCUAAUCAAGACAAAAAUCAAUUAGUUCAACUUCAACACACCGAUGACGACGAUCAUUGCCGUACACGGCAACAACAACAACAACCACUUCAGUUAACUUAUCAUUCUAAUAAUGUAUGCACUACUCUAGCUUGUCCAGAUGUUGUUAAUUGUAGGACAAGAUCAAUAUCUAAUAUGUAUCCUGACAGAUGUCUACCUGCAUUACCAUAUGAUGAUGAAAAUGCGUUUACGGUUCAAUAUUCAGAAUAUCUCCCUCAAUCACGUAUUUUUCAACCAAAAUUGUCCAAUGUUCGACCAUAUCCAACAGAUUUAUUACGAAUUGAAUUUGAUAGUACACGAUGUAGAUAUUAUACACAAAUUGAUGCUGUACGUUUAUCUGGUUGGGCUGAAUUAACGGAUACUACUAUAUCACGAUGGUCUGGACAACUUGAAGCCCCAUCAUCAUCAUCAUCAUUGGUAAUUGGUGUCAAUUCAGAUAGUGCAGAACAAUCAAAUAAUCGUUCACAAAAUACUUUAUCAUUCUUUUCUGAUUUAUUAAGACCGUGUACACCACGUUUAAGAGCAUCAUCAUAUGAUCUAACUGAUGAUUCGAUGGAUAUGUCGUUAUCAGAUGCUACAUUAUCUGGAUUAUCACCAGAUCGAUUAGAUGAUAAGAAUAUUGAUGAGGAUAAAUCUUCUUCAUCAGCAUUAUUACCAAUCUGUAUUCGUCGUAAAUCUUCUGGUUUGAUUCAGAUACCACCAGUUGGAAUGAAUUUAUUAUUAUUACAAAGUAGAAAUUUAGUUGCAUUGCCACCAGGUACAAUUUGUCAGUCUUCAUUAUUUGGUUUGACUUAUUUAAAUGAGGAUGCAUUAUGGCGUCAUGGACCAUUAACUCGUUUACCGUAUGAAAUUCUACUUCAUAUUUUCUCUUAUUUGGGUUUAAGAAGUUUACUUCGUUGUGCAUGUGUAUCUCGUCAAUUCCGUUGUCUAGUUAAAGAUACACUGGCUAAUAUGACUAGUAUAGAUCUUCAAUCAUUUUGGCCAAUAUUAAAUGAUUCAACAUUAAUUAGUUUAGGUAAACGUCUUGGUCAAGUUAAUUUGACUGCAAGAGCAGUUGUUGAAUAUUAUACAACGGGUCAAUCGUUAGUUGCACCAAUCACUUUAUUACGUCGUCAAUGUAGAGAAGAAGAACAAGAAGAAGUGAAUAAUGAUAAGAUUGAAAAUCAAUAUGUAGCUAAUCAACAGCACAAUUUAAGUACACGUUUCAAUUACCGUACUAAAACACGUGUCCAUACACCAUUUGCUGCACGAGUACGUAGUUAUAGUUCAAAUGCUGCUGCACGUUUACGUAAUCAUACUAGGUUAUUGGAUUCCAUUCCUUCCAAUAUACAAAAUAUAUUAGUGUAUAAUAAUAAAAAUUUUCCUGAAAAUGAAACUGUAAAUCAAAAUUUGAAUGUUAAAAUAUCCGAUAGUUCAGUAGAAGCAUUACAAGUACAAACAGAUGAAUUAAAUCAAGGUGAUUAUUUUGAAUUGCCAAAUUCUCAUUUACGACGUUUAGAUAUGUCAUGGUGUGGAAACUAUUCUAUGAUAUCACCAACAGCAUUUGGUCAUUUCCUCACUGAUGCUUGUCGUUAUUUAACUACAUUACGUUUGUCGAGUUGUAAAUUUCUUAACGAUGACUGCUUGUUACAUAUUGUCAAUACUUGUCCAUAUAUAAAAGAACUUGAUUUAUCAUCAUGUCUUGGUAUUACAUCAUAUGGUUUCUUAACAUUGGGUCGAUUAAUUCACUUACAAUGGAUAUCACUAUAUCGAACACAUAUUACUGAUAAUGGUUUAGCGAUAUUAGCUGAAUUAUGUCAAUAUUUAAAGCAUGUGAAUCUUGGUUCAUGCAUAUAUGUUAAUGAUAUGGAUCAUAUAUUGCAUGAUCUGACAAGAAAUAAUCCAAAUUUACGUUCAUUAAACUUAUGGCGAUCCAACAGUUUGACUGCUACAGGACUAUCAUCUAUAUCAGAACAUUGUUUACAAUUAGAAGAAUUAGACAUCGGUUGGUGUCGUAAUAUAGUUCUAACACAAGAAUCAAAUUGUAUUGUACAAUUAACUAGUCGUGUUCGACAUUUAAAAAAAUUAUUCUUAACCGGAACAAACCUUCUCAAUUCGGAAGAACUUCUGUUAAUUAGUCAAUGUUUAAAUGAAACUUUAGAACAAUUAGAUAUACAUGGUUCAACAAAUAUUACAAUAUCUGCUAUCGUUUCUAUGCUUAAUCAAUGUGAUAAAUUGAAAUUAUUAGAUGUAUCAUUUUGUUCAGAAAUUCAUUCAAUUCAUUUAAUUAAAUUAAGAUAUUUAUUUCCAUAUUGUACAAUCAUUGAUUCAAUACCAGAUAUGAAUGCAGAAAUAUUAGGUAAUCAAUUCCCUGAAAUGAUUAUUGAUGAAGUUGUUGAUGAUGAUGAUGACAAUAUUGUAGAAAAUCAAGAACCAUUAGUAGCAUUACCUGCACCGAAUCCAUUACAACAAGAUAUUGUUGCUUAUCAUUAUUAGAUUCAAUUAGUUUGUUCAUGUGUGUGUGUGUAAAGAGCAACACUUUGUUCAACAAUGCAAAUGAAUCCAAUGUAUUCGAAUCGGUUUACUUUCCAUAUAUAAAAACAGUUUUAUUUUACUUUUUGUUUAUGUUUUCUUUUUGUUUUUCUUUUGUUUAUAUUAUUUUAAUUUGUAUAUUUUAUUUUCAAAAUUCCAUCGCUUUAUUUCGUUGUGCAUUUCAAAAGAGACAAUAUAUUUAUGUGCUGUGAAUGAAUAAAUUGAAAAGAGUAAAUAACCACUAUGUAAAUUGAUC
Schistosoma intercalatum is the source of this 3337-nucleotide messenger RNA. The record is from the annotation of a GenBank genome assembly. Lineage: Eukaryota; Metazoa; Platyhelminthes; Trematoda; Strigeidida; Schistosomatidae.